This is a messenger RNA of Thermothelomyces thermophilus ATCC 42464, 919 nucleotides long. RefSeq lists its product as uncharacterized. NCBI's taxonomy places the organism in Eukaryota, Fungi, Ascomycota, Sordariomycetes, Sordariales, Chaetomiaceae. Gene Ontology annotation, molecular function: large ribosomal subunit rRNA binding; structural constituent of ribosome. The transcript is spliced from 5 exons. Gene Ontology annotation, cellular component: ribosome; cytosolic large ribosomal subunit. Gene Ontology annotation, biological process: translation. The coding region runs from base 55 to 552 and encodes 165 amino acids. The record is from RefSeq and is a predicted model, not a curated record.
CCCCUUCCCAACCAACACCACCCGAGUCCGUCCUUCUCUCAACCAGCCGUCACCAUGCCUCCCAAGUUCGACCCCAACGAAGUCAAGAUCAUCCACCUCCGGGCGACCGGUGGUGAGGUCGGUGCCUCUUCGGCUCUUGCCCCCAAGAUCGGUCCUCUGGGUCUCUCGCCGAAGAAGGUCGGUGAAGAUAUCGCCAAGGCCACUGGUGACUGGAAGGGUCUCCGCGUGACGGUCAAGCUCACCAUCCAAAACCGUCAAGCCCAAGUCUCGGUCGUUCCCACAGCAUCCUCGCUCAUCAUCCGGGCGCUCAAGGAGCCCCCCCGCGACCGGAAGAAGGAGAAGAACAUCAAGCACAACAAGUCGGUUUCCCUGGAUGAGAUCAUUGAUAUUGCGAGGACGAUGAGGUUCAAGUCCUUCUCCAAGGAGCUGAAGGGCACAGUCAAGGAGAUUCUGGGCACUGCCUUCAGCAUCGGCUGCCAGGUGGACGGCAAGAGUCCCAAGGCUAUCAGCGAUGCGAUUGAGGCGGGCGAGAUCGACAUUCCUGAGGAAUAAACUCGUCAUCAAUGAAGGUCGGUUUGGGAAUUCUUGGCAUGUGAUUAGGAGUUCAGGGCUUGCUUUACACCAGGCUUGCCAAACAACGGCAAAUCAAAUCAAAAGAACGAUUUCAUGGCCGAGUGUGGGCGUCUUAGCCAGAGCUCGGCUCCUGCUGCGUGGACCGAGGGGAGGUUUUGCUGCAGGUUGUCCCUUUGGGUACGAAGUGUGACCCACCUAACCCUAUUUCUUCAGCUCUCUGGAUGAAGAAGAAAUUCCGACCCCGAAUUUUAAUCCCUGGCUGUUCACUCCGGACCGACCUGCUCUCCAUGGUCAAUUCGGCUCUUUGUGCUCAGGAAGAUUAAAUUAACGUGGCGUCCGAUUACUC